Aspergillus puulaauensis is the source of this 1236-nucleotide messenger RNA. Its product is annotated as serine/threonine-protein kinase. Gene Ontology annotation, molecular function: calmodulin binding; calcium/calmodulin-dependent protein kinase activity; ATP binding. The record is from RefSeq and is a predicted model, not a curated record. The transcript is spliced from 4 exons. The coding region runs from base 1 to 1236 and encodes 411 amino acids. Gene Ontology annotation, biological process: protein phosphorylation; cellular response to oxidative stress. NCBI's taxonomy places the organism in Eukaryota, Fungi, Ascomycota, Eurotiomycetes, Eurotiales, Aspergillaceae.
AUGGCCACCCAAUCCCAGCCGGGCCAGAAACCUAAAGUCCAACCAUGCCGGUACAAGACCGGAAAGACCCUAGGAGCGGGCUCCUACUCGGUCGUGAAGGAAUGCGUACACAUUGACACCGGCCAGUAUUAUGCCGCGAAGGUGAUAAAUAAGCGACUGAUGGCUGGACGUGAACAUAUGGUUCGGAAUGAGAUCGCAAUCCUGAAGAAGGUUUCCAUGGGCCACCAGAAUAUCCUGACUCUGGUUGACUACUUCGAGACGAUGAAUAACUUAUACCUUGUCACGGAUCUUGCAUUGGGCGGGGAGCUAUUCGAUCGCAUCUGCCGUAAGGGAAGCUACUAUGAAUCCGAUGCUGCUGACCUGAUUCGUGCCAUCCUGUCUGCUGUCGCAUAUCUGCAUGACCAUGGCAUUGUACAUCGCGACCUAAAGCCGGAGAACCUGCUUUUCCGCACCCCCGAGGACAACGCAGACUUGUUAAUCGCAGACUUUGGUCUAUCGCGAAUCAUGGAUGAGGAACAAUUGCACGUUCUCACAACGACAUGUGGUACCCCGGGAUACAUGGCCCCCGAGAUCUUCAAGAAGAGCGGCCACGGAAAGCCUGUCGACAUUUGGGCAGUCGGGGUGAUUACCUAUUUCAUGCUCUGCGGAUACACUCCUUUUGACCGUGACUCCAAUCUCGAAGAGAUGCAGGCCAUUCUCGAAGCUUCAUAUUCAUUCACGCCCAUCGAGUACUGGCGCGGUGUUUCCGUCGAGGCCCGUGAAUUCAUUAAAACCUGUCUAACAGUCGACCCACAAGCCCGCCUAACUGCCCACCAAGCCCUGCAACACCCCUGGGUGAACCCACCAUACGACUCAGAGGCACAGAACGCCGCCCAAGAUCUUCUGCCAACUGUCAAGAAAAACUUCAACGCCCGCCGCACCCUCCACAAAGCAAUCGACACCGUCCGCGCUAUCAACAAACUGCGCGAAAAUGGCGGCCUCAUGAUGGACGGCAUGAUGAGCGUCGACCCCAAGCCCGAGCAGGUUAACGGGAGCGAAGUUACAGAGGAUCGAUCAUCAUCCAACACCCCACAGGGUAGCGGAAGCGGAGACCCCAUGGAACUCGACAGCCGCGGAAACGCCCGCGGCCAAACAGAGCACCAGAUCCGAGAACAAGAACGACGAGUCAAGGCUACUGUUGCUGGGCUGUGGAGUAAAACCGCCAACCGGGGUGACCAGUUUACGCGGCGUCGAUGA